CUGAAAUUAUGAAUCAAUGUGAAAUUUGUUUUCAAGAUGGCCUCCUGAAAGUAGCAGUCAAGUAUUGUAUCAACUGUAAACACCCCUUAUGUGACAUUUGUAUGAAACACCACGGUAAAUUUCGGGCAAUGGUUGACCAUAAAGUACUGUCCAUGGAAGAAUAUUAUAAAAUACCGUGUACAGUCAGAAACUUUGAUGAAUUUUGCAUUGAUCACUCGGACGAAAGAAGGGAAUAUUUUUGUGAGAACCACCACAAAAGCAUAUGCUUUGAAUGCUUAAAAGGUCAACAUAAAGCGUGCGAAUCUAUUUAUAAAAUAACUGACACUAGAAUAAAAAAAGAACUAAAGUCAGAUGUUGAUGCUUUGCAGCAACAAAUCGCAGUUACCAAUGAACUAGUUGAGAAUCUUACCGAUUUAUACAGACAAAAUAUAAAAGAUCUACAAUCUAAAUUGAAAUCUGCUUCACAAGAAAUAAAAGGUUUGGUUAGUAAAAUGCAGUCUUCCUCUGUUAAAUGUCUUAAGCAGAUUGAGGAUAGAAUAUCUUCUGAUUGUAAAACCAUGAAACUGAAUGUAAUAAAAUGCGAGAAUAUUCACGAGUCGAUUAAUAAACGGAGACAUGAACUGAAUGAUUUUAUAAAAUACGGCGAUGACUUUCAUUUAUUCUUAAAACUAGUUGACUUUAAAAAAGAACAACGCAAGGACGAAAACAUGUUGCAGGAUAUUGAUUGUGUAAAACAUAGAACUGACGUUUCAUUUAAGAUUACACAACCUGAUUUUGAAAAACUUGUCAGUUUUGAAUUUCGAUCAAUUUAGUUAAACAUCGAAACUAACUAUAUGUAUGAAAUAGCUGAAUAACUUUUAAUUUGACGAAUAAUAAACCAGGAUAUCAAAGAGAAACCACAAAGACUCUGUGUC
Messenger RNA from Mytilus trossulus (common blue mussel), 914 nucleotides. RefSeq names its product tripartite motif-containing protein 29-like. The transcript has a single exon. Bases 9 to 812 code for a protein of 267 amino acids. The record is from RefSeq and is a predicted model, not a curated record. Gene Ontology annotation, molecular function: zinc ion binding; ubiquitin protein ligase activity. NCBI's taxonomy places the organism in Eukaryota, Metazoa, Mollusca, Bivalvia, Mytilida, Mytilidae.